Molecule: messenger RNA, 4367 nt
Organism: Gambusia affinis (western mosquitofish)
Lineage: Eukaryota; Metazoa; Chordata; Actinopteri; Cyprinodontiformes; Poeciliidae
Gene: st3gal2
Product: ST3 beta-galactoside alpha-2,3-sialyltransferase 2
Exons: 8
Coding region: 2620-3729 (369 amino acids)
Molecular function (GO): beta-galactoside (CMP) alpha-2,3-sialyltransferase activity
Source: RefSeq, a predicted model, not a curated record
UUCUCCGGGACAGACUACGACCUCGCAGCUCCUCCGGGACAUGUCCGACCGGGCUCGGGGCUGACUCUGGCUCUGUGGACCCCCCGCGGUCCUCCACCUGUCCCGGCGUCCUCCUCCGCUCCGAUCCGCUCCCAGUCUGCGGGGUUAGCAGUUUUUAGCAUCCGCAGGGAGCGUCUCUGGCUGUUUUUCCGUCUGCUCCUCGGACCAGGAGGUUCUGGGUCCGGCUCCGGCUCUGGAGGCUUUGGACCCGGACAAUAAAAAGACGCAUUUACAUUCAGACGGCGUGGCUGGCUGCUGGAAGGCUGCGGAGCCUGAACAACCUGCAGCCGCAGCAGCAGCAGCAGCAGCAGCAGCAGAUCUACUGGUGCCACACGGAGGUUUUCUGGAAAUGCUGAUCUUCAGCAUUCCUGGAAAGAUUCACAAACACCCACAUGGACGUCUGAUAAUCGAUCUCCUGACUUUACUGGAAGCCUUGUGCCAAAGGGAUCUGGAGAGUCUGGGGCGGCGCUGUGUUUCUGCUAGGUAGACCUGCGUCUGUACAGGCGAGUUAGGCAAAGUGGACACUCAGAGAUUCCUAACAUCACCGCUGCUCAACGUGAACACCAGGCACAGCUGGAGAAAACAAUUAAAUUAGUGCAUCAAAUGAAGCUUAGCACACAUAAAACCAGAGCGCAGUCCCGCUGAAGGACAGAUGCUGCCCCCACCCCGCCUCGCAUCAUCCUCUCAAAUCCAGCCGCAGGGAAGAUGAGAUUUGGAUCCGACCGACUUGUUCGCUCACUCGCUGCUUUGUUCCUGGCCAAAUCGUUGGAAGCGUCGCUGUGAGGCGCCGCUGCAGUGAGGCGCCGCUGCAGUGAGCAUGUUCUGCUGCUACCGCUGUGCUUUCCAGUUUUUCCCCCCAUGUGGACAAAGAUGAAGAGAAUCUGAACUACUUUGGAUCUACGUCAGCAGAUCUGAGCUGAAAAAUGCUCAAAAAUAUCAGCGUCGAGAGAACCCCAAAGUAAAAAGUAUCUGUCCAAGACAUUUUUACGCAAGUUAAAGUCAAUAAAGUAUUUGGUAUAAAGUCUAGUCAAGUACUAAGAAACUGAUAAAAAAUAAUUUAACGCAAAGAAGAUUUUCAUCAAACAGACCAAGUGGAAAUUUUGGUAUUGUAAAAAUCAAGAUAUCAAUAAUUCAUAUAAAUAGCAAUUACAGAAUCAGGUAGAAAAAACAUUUUGUGUUUAAUAUAAAACUUAAAAACUGCAGGUCUGUGUCUGGUAAAAUGUUAAUUAAAACAAGCUUCCUCUUCAUCCAGUGAGAAUCCAGAUAUUUUACUUAAGGAAAAGUAAAAAGUAGCAGCUAAAAUAAUAAAAAAAAAUAUAUAAAAAAAAUAACUAGAGUAAAAAAUGGUAAAAUGUUACCAAAUAACUGGUCAAAACAACCAUCUGAAAUUUAAAAAUUACAUAAUCAGACGGAUAAAAAAUAUUCUGCUACUUUAGAGCUCAAAAGGAAAAUAAUAAGUAUAAAUAACAUAAUAAAUCUUUAAAACAUUUUUUAUUUAUUUUAUUUUAUUUAUUUUUUGUCGUUUAAUCAAAAAAACUAAUUUUUUGGUUUAAAUAAGCUUCUGUUUCAUUCGGUGAAGUUACUUUCAGUGGAUAAAGUGUGAAGAUAUUUUACUCAGGUAAGUGUAGAGAUAAUUCAUAAUUACUCAAAUAAAAACAAAAAAUAAAGCGUAGUAAAAGUAUUUUUUUCCAAAAAGUUACUGAAGUAAAUGUUGCCCAAAUGAUUUAUGAAUUGUCAUGUAGCUAACAAAACUGCAUUUUAACUCGACUCUGCUCAUCAGUUUUUAAAAGUAAGGAGUAAAAAAAGAGAACAGUUGAAGAAGAGGAGGCUGGUUUUCUUCUCCGUGAGGAAGGCCCUCCUCCCCUCCGCUGCUCCUCCCUCUCCUCUCAUCCAGCAGCUCUCCUUCGCGCCAGUGCAGAGAGACGAAGCGGAGCGCAGGAGCCGAGCUCAGCAUGCAGCCCGGAAAGUCUCUCUGCAUCCGUCCGCCGGCUCUCCCUGCAGCCGCACGCUGCCGGUAAUCGCGCACCGCAGCGCACCGCAGCGCACCGUGGGAUGAAGACUGAAACCCGAGCGAGUUUUAACCGGAGAUAAACGAGUGGAUGAAGGAUACAGCCGCGUCUGGACGGACUUUGGAGGCAGUCGGGUUGCAGCUGCCUGAUAUUCAGCGGAGACGGAGCAUCUGGGGGCGCGUGCCUGUCGGCAGAGGCGGGUUUUGAUAUGGGCGCUUGCCCAGGGCGGCACCAGAAAGGAUCGGCACAACCAAGAACUUCAAAAUAAAAUAUCUUAUUGAGAAACAGCUUCUAUGUAUGUUUAGCUUCUCUUAGGCGGUACAUUAACUGCUUUCAGAUUUAAAAAUAAAGAAUAAAAAAAUUGUUUGGAGUGCAGCAGGAAGAGGGGCUUGCCAAAGAACCACAGCUGGUUGUCGGACGGGUUACAGUGGCAGGCCCAGGGGUGGGGGCAUGGCCGUGGGGGGGCCGCAUCCCGUCCUCCACGCUUCACCGUGACAGAGGCUUCGGCUGGGGGUCAUGGAGCUGGAGCUCGCCCCGGGGGACCCCCAGACUCUCAGAGCUCCGCCCCUGGAUGAGCGGAGGGGCGGUGGCGGCGGCCGGUAGCGGCGGGGACAAACCAGGCAAAGUGAAAUGCUCCCGCAGACUGUGGCUCCUCCUGGGGUCGCUGGCGCUCGUCUUCCUCACCUCGCUGUUCCUCUCCGUGUCGCUGCGCGGCGGCGUCAGCUUCAGCUACCUGGAGCCGCCCGGGUGGGAGGAGUCCAGGCGGGUGAAGCUGGUGCCAAGCUACGUGGGAGCGCACCGGCUGUCGCCCCCUGAAACGCCCCAGCAGAAAACAUGUGCCUGCAACAGCUGCGUCGGAGACCCCGGAGUCUCGGAUUGGUUUGACGAAAACUACGACCCGGAUAUCUCACCGGUCUGGACCAGGGACAACAUCCAGCUGCCGCCGGACGUCUACUACUGGUGGGUGAUGUUGCAGCCGCAGUUCAAACCUCACAACAUCCAGCAGGUGCUGCUGAGACUCUUCCAGGUGAUUCCCGGACGGUCGCCGUACGGCUCGUGGGAUCCGGGGCGCUGCCUGCGUUGUGCCGUGGUGGGAAACUCCGGAAACCUCCGCGGCGCCGGAUACGGGGCGGCCAUCGACGGGCACGACUACAUCAUGAGAAUAAAUCUGGCCCCCACUGUGGGCUACGAGGACGACGCCGGCAGACACACCACGCACCACUUCAUGUACCCGGAGAGCGCCAAAAACCUGCUGACCAACGUCAGCUUUGUCCUAGUUCCCUUCAAAACGCUGGACCUGGUCUGGAUCACCAGCGCUCUGUCCACUGGCCAGAUCCGAUUCACUUACGCUCCAGUGAAGCAAUUCCUCCGUGUGGAUAAAGACAAGGUUCAGAUCUUCAAUCCGGCUUUCUUUAAAUACAUCCAUGACCGCUGGACCAGGCAUCAUGGCCGAUACCCUUCCACUGGGAUGCUGGUCCUGUUUUUCGCUCUUCAUGUCUGCGACGAGGUGAACGUGUUCGGCUUCGGCGCCGACAGCCGAGGAAACUGGCACCACUACUGGGAGCAGAACCGGUACUCCGGAGAGUUCAGGAAGACGGGCGUCCACGAUGCGGACUUCGAAGCUCAGAUCAUCGAGCAGCUGGCCAAGGCCGGAAAAAUCACAGUGUUCACUGGGAAAUGACCGGAAAAACGUUGAUGAAAAUAACGGACGCCAGUUUGGAUUCAAGUUGGAAUAAAAGCAAACUAAUUUUACCGAUGGGGUUCGACGAGCGAAACAUUUCCCCUUUGGGACUCCUCGAGACUCCAAUGAGUCUGAAAGGUAAAAAACCUGUCACCUUUGUUGAGGAAAACAGGAAAUCAUGGCGGAACAAGGAUUAAUCAGGAUUAUUAAACCCUGACACAAACUAUCUUUCACACCCAUUCUGCAUCUCGGAGGUCGUCGUGUGACUUUGUUUUCCAGCUGUGUGGGAAUAUUUUGCUGACAAAGAGCUGUCCUUUAGAAUCAAGAUCGUCUUUGAUUUGCCUUAAAUUCUCUUUGAGGUGAAACAUCCCUGGCACCGCCACACAGCUGCCGUCGUAAGGUCUUCACAAAGCGGCCGAUGGCUCGCUAAACAGCGAUGAGAGCGGCUUUAUCGGAUUCGACUUUUCCUCACGAAGCUUCCCGACUCUUGUGUUCACAGAAACACUUCAGAAUUUCAGCUUCUGGAGACUCUGAUAGAGGAAGCCAUCUUGGCUGCGUUCUGGUCCGGUCCGGUCCAUCAGGGUUUGAUUUGGAAGAUCUUUGCUCAAAUGUUGCUUACAGGCCAUAUUAUGACCCUA